This is a messenger RNA of Closterium sp. NIES-65, 1395 nucleotides long. NCBI's taxonomy places the organism in Eukaryota, Viridiplantae, Streptophyta, Zygnematophyceae, Desmidiales, Closteriaceae. The record is from the annotation of a GenBank genome assembly.
AUGUCGCUACUUUUAUGUCUCCGAUCGCUCUCCUCCUAUGUUGUCUAUCGCUUUCCGCGUCCCCCACGCUUCGCCCCACCGUCGCCCACGCUUCCUCCCGCUGUCGCUCACACUUCAUUCCGUCGUUGCCCAUGCUCCCCCUCCCGUCACCACCUUCACCGUCGCCCUCGCUUUCCCCCACUGUCGCUUACGCUCCCACCCAUCGUCGCUCACGCUUCCCCCUACCUUCUCCCACGCUUCCCCUCUCAUCAGCCACGCUUCCUCCCACCGUCGUCCUCUUCCUCCCACCGUCGACCUCCCUUCUCUCCCACCUCUCUCCACGUCGUCAUCACUCCCCUGCCUAUCACGUUCCCCCUCUUCACCGUCGCGUCUCCACCCUCUCAUCCCUUCCCAUCGCAUUUAGGGUCGUCGUUGUACUCCUUCCCUAUUACCACCUUCUCUACUCCGACCAUCGCCCAUGGUGACCACCCCACCCUUGCACCCUUAUUUCCUUCUUCUCAUUCUCCCUCCCCAUCAGCCUCUCACCCACCCUGGGCGGGGAGGUAUGGCGGGCUGGGCUGGGAGCUGGGAAAGGGGUCGUGGCUCGUUCGCUGUGGGGUGUGGAAGGGUGGUGAUGAGGCUUUGGAGCAGAGUGUUGGGGGCACAGCCAGGGCAGCGCGCGCAGGCGGGCAGCAAGGAGUGCAGUGCUGCAGGGGGCGGGUUAGGGGAGCGGGGGAGGCGGGGAUGAGGGAGAGAGGCCGUCCUCCCCUCCCUCUCCCUUCCUCCCUUCCUCCAUCUCUUUGCCUCACUACCCUCUUUACCCUCUCUGUUGUCCGUCCUCCCUUCCUCCCGUCCUCCCUUCCUCCCGUCCUCCAUCUCAUCCGCCCAUCAUCUCAUCCCCCCAUCAUCUCAUCCCCCCAUCAUCUCAUCCCCCCCAUCAUCUCAUCCGCCCAUCAUCUCAUCCCCCCAUCAUCUCAUCCGCCCAUCAUCUCAUCCCCCCAUCAUCUCAUCCCCCCAUCAUCUCAUCCCCCCAUCAUCACAUCCCCCCAUCAUCUCAUCCGCCCAUCAUCUCAUCCCCCCAUCAUCUCAUCCGCCCAUCAUCUCAUCCCCCCAUCAUCUCACCCCCCCAUCUUCUCAUCCCCCCAUCAUCUCAUCCGCCCAUCAUCUCAUCCGCCCAUCAUCUCAUCCCCCCAUCAUCUCAUCCCCCCAUCAUCUCAUCCCCCCAUCAUCUCAUCCCCCCAUCAUCUCAUCCGCCCAUCAUCUCAUCCCCCCAUCAUCUCAUCCGCCCAUCAUCUCAUCCGCCCUUCCUCCGUGUCUCCCUUGCUCAUUUUCUGCCUCCGUGCAUUCUUUGUUCCCCACCGUGCAUCAGAGUUUGUGGUUCGUGUCUAUGCAGGUCUGCCAUGCAUCCAGUCGUGA